AUGGCUACGACUCAGGCAGAGGCCGCCCCGCAGACCCUGCUCACGGACUUGCACGUCUCCUACAUCCAGUCCCUCGACAAGGACCAGGACAGCCUGAGCUACCUCUUCACCGAACACCUGCGGAUGAAUGGCGUGUACUGGGGACUCACGGCGCUCGCUUUCAUGGGUCGGAUGGACGCCCUCCCUCGAGACGAGAUGGUUCGCUGGGUCAUGAGCUGCUGGCACGAAGAUGUCGGAGGAUUUGCGCCUCAUCCCGGCCACGAAGCGCACAUCCACUCGACCCUGAGCGCCGUCCAGAUCCUCGCCAUGCAGGACUCGCUCGACGUGCUCAACAGGGACAAGAUCGUCUCGUGGGUCCUCUCGCUGCAAGAUCCGAAGCGAGGUUCCUUCGCCGGGGACGAGUGGGGCGAGCAAGACUCUCGCUUCUCCUGCUGCGCCGUCGGCAUUCUCGCUCUUCUCGGCCGCCUCGAUGACCUCGACCAGGAAGUCACGGUCGACUUUAUCCGCAACUGCCGGAACUUUGACGGCGGCUUUGGGCGAGUAGAGGGCGCCGAGAGUCAUGCGUCGUAUGUCUGGACGUCGGUUAGCACGCUCGCCAUGCUUGACCGUCUCGACAUCGUCGACUCCGACACGUUGUGCUGGUGGUUAUGCGAGCGGCAGCUACCGAACGGCGGACUCAACGGCCGACCAGAAAAGCUGGAAGACGUCUGCUACAGCUGGUGGGUCAUCGCUACGCUCGCCAUUCUCGGCAGGUCGCACUGGAUCGACGGUGCAAAGCUCACCAAGUUCAUCCUGAGUGCUCAAGACCCGGACAAGGGAGGCAUCGCAGACCGGCCAGAAGACGUGGCGGACGUCUGGCACACCGUCUUCGGCUUGGCAGGGCUCGCCCUCCUCGACUACCCGGGAUUGCAGGCCGUCGACCCGCGCCUGUGCAUGCCGCUCAGCGUGACAGAGAAGCUUCUCAGAAAGCAGUAG
Messenger RNA from Rhodotorula toruloides NP11, 975 nucleotides. RefSeq names its product geranylgeranyl transferase type-2 subunit beta. The transcript is spliced from 7 exons. Gene Ontology annotation, biological process: protein geranylgeranylation. Gene Ontology annotation, molecular function: Rab geranylgeranyltransferase activity. The record is from RefSeq and is a predicted model, not a curated record. Bases 1 to 975 code for a protein of 324 amino acids. NCBI's taxonomy places the organism in Eukaryota, Fungi, Basidiomycota, Microbotryomycetes, Sporidiobolales, Sporidiobolaceae. Gene Ontology annotation, cellular component: Rab-protein geranylgeranyltransferase complex.